Xylona heveae TC161 is the source of this 1638-nucleotide messenger RNA. Its product is annotated as benzoate 4-monooxygenase. Lineage: Eukaryota; Fungi; Ascomycota; Xylonomycetes; Xylonales; Xylonaceae. Bases 1 to 1638 code for a protein of 545 amino acids. The transcript has 5 exons. Gene Ontology annotation, molecular function: iron ion binding; oxidoreductase activity, acting on paired donors, with incorporation or reduction of molecular oxygen; monooxygenase activity. The record is from RefSeq and is a predicted model, not a curated record.
AUGGUCAAUCCACUCCCACUUCUCGCCGCUGUAGGCGCAGGAGUGUUGACCCAUUUAGCGGUUUUUAUUCAUGGCGAAUGGGAAAAAUAUGCUCCUCGUAUUGCUGUCGUUCAUCUGCUCGCAGGUCUGUCCCUUGGCCCUGUUCUGAUCCGAGUCUGUGGCAUGGCUAUCGUUCCCGCAGUGACUCUUUCAGUGGUUGCGGGAGCGUGCUACCUGACGGGACUCUUUGGUAGCAUCGCGGUCUACCGACUAUGGUGGCAUCCGCUAAAGCGCUUUGCGGGCCCCACGGCAGCCAAAUUGUCAGCCUUUUGGUCACUCAAGCAGAGCGUUCAAGGGUUCCAUUGGCAUGUCAAGGUCCAGCAUCUCCAUGAAGAGUUUGGCGAUUUCGUCCGCAUCCGGCCUCGUGAAAUUUCCAUUAAUGAUCCCGUAGCUGUUCGGGACGUGCAUGGCCCAGGCACCAAGUGUAGCAAAGGGCCGUUUUAUGAUCUGAACUCUCCUGCGCGGUCUCUGCAAAUGACGAGAGAUAAGCCUUUCCAUUCGCAGCGUCGAAGAAUUUGGGACCGUGGCUUUGGAACUAAAGCAUUGAACGGCUAUGAACCCCGCAUUUUGCAGCACUGCCUGGAGUUGCUUGCGAAACUGUCUGAGCUGCACUCGAAACCUACAAACCUGAAUGAAUGGUUCGAUAAUUUCGGCUUUGACGUCAUGGGUGAUUUAACCUUUGCCAAAUCGUACAACAUGCUCUCCAGCAAUCGUAACCAUUGGAUUAUGAAGAAGAUUGACGAAAUCAACCCCUUGGUCGGUGCCCUUGUUUGUGUGCCAUGGCUGUUCAUUCUCUUCCAGAAUCUUCCAAUUGUGAGAAGCAAGCGGGCAGAAUGGAUCGAGUGGUGCGCUCAACAAUUUAAUGAACGCCGUGAGGUCAAGUCUGAGCAAUCGGAUCUCUUUACCUACCUAAUCGAUGAUGACUCCAAGAAAGACAAAGAUCCCUCCGUCAGUCAGGGAGACCUAGUCUUUGACACGGAGCUAGCCAUUAUUGCUGGUAGCGAUACAACUGCCAAUGCACUUGCCGCUAUCUUUUACCUGCUUUCCAAGCAUCCGAACAAGUUCAGGGAGCUGCAAGCAGAAAUCGAUCCGUUAUUUACCUCGGAGCUUGACUUCCAGCACUCGUUGGUCACCGGCAAGCCGUUGUUAGAAGGUGUCAUUCAAGAGGCACUCCGCCUCUUCCCACCAGUCCCUAGCGGCAUGUAUCGGCUCACGCCUCCAGAAGGCGCCAUGAUAGCAGGACAGUGGAUCCCCGGAGAUACCAUUGUCUCCACCCCAACGUAUACCCUUCAUCGAGAUCCUCGCAAUUUUGUACGCCCCGAAGAAUUUAUACCGGAACGAUGGACGACCCAGCCCGAGUUGAUACUUCGUAAAGACGCGUAUCUCCCCUUCUCCUUGGGUGCAUACUCUUGUGCUGGCAAGCCGCUCGCGUAUAUGGAACUCCGAAUGAUGGUCUCGCUCAUCGUGCGCAAGUUUGACGUUCAGUUUAUUAAUGCUGAGAAGAGUAUCAAGAGCUUCGAACAGACACCCGGCAUGAAGGAUUAUUUCACAGCCACCAUGGGUCCCCUAGAUGUCAUUUUGACCUUGAGAUCAGCAUAA